AUGUGGAGCUGGCAGGGGCAGCAGCAGCGCGGGCGGCAGCAGCCCCCAGGCGUGGUGCCGCUGAGCGUGUGGCUCGUCCUGUUGCUGCCCGCCUGCCCCCACGCCCUCGCCUCUCACGCCGGUCGGUUGCUGCUGGGCGUGGGCACACCGCCGCGGCGACUACUGGCGGACAUGCCCCUUAUCCCCCAAGUGGCCCCUCUCGAUGGCAAAGCAUCCGGCAUAGUUGACAGUGACAGCGAGAAGGGAAACGGGGAGGAAGGGGAGAGCGAGGAGGGCGAGGACGGGGAGGGGAGGUGCGCGCCAGUGGAGCAGUGGAGCUGGGAGGAGGUGGAGGCGGCAACUGAUGGUUUUAGCGAGGAGCGCACUAUCGAGGACGCGGGGCACUCGGCGGUGUUCAGAGCAGUGGGACGCGGUGGGGAGGAGCUGGCGGUGAAGCGCGCCAAGCGGGUGUCAGUGGAGGGGCAGCACCUCUUCCGCAACCAGGUGGGCUCAAUUCGCCUCUCUUCACUCCUUGGCACCGCUCUUCACUCCUUCACACCGCUCUUCACUCCUUGGCACCGCUCUUCACUCCUUCGCACCGCUCUUCACUCCUUCGCACCGCUCUUCGCUUUCUUUGCUCAUUUGCUCCUCUCGCCUGUCAAAUGCGGUGGAGUUCCUGGAGGGAGUGCGGCAUCCCAACAUAGUGGCGCUUCUCGCCUUCAGCAGCCUGACAUUUCCAUUAACGUCAUGACCGCUCUGCACCCCUUUCCAUUCCCUGGGUCGCAGGUGGAGUUCCUGGAGGGAGUGGAGUUCCUGGAGGGAGUCGAGUUCCUGGAGGGAGUGCGACAUCCCAACAUAGUGGCGCUGCUGGCAUUCAGUGAGGAUCGCAACGAGCAGAUCCUCGUGUUUGAGUUCGUGCCCAAUGGCUCCCUCACUGACUGGCUCAGGCCGCUGGAUGUCUCCAAGCCGCCAUUAUCGUUCGGGCAGCGCCUGGCGAUAGGAGCGGAGGUGGCGCGGGCGAUCAAGUACCUGCAUGCCUUGACGCCUCCUGUGCUGCACCGGGACAUCAAAUCAGAGACAAUUCUGCUGGAUAACGACUUCAAGGUCAAGGUGGGCGGGCUGGGCGUGCUGAACCAGCUACCAGGGGAGGCCGUCAAGCUGGGCGGGCUGGGCGUGCUGAAGCACCUGCCAGGGGAGGCCAUGCGGCUGCGCAUGCAGCGCAAGCGAGGCUACCUGGACCCGGAAUACUUCCAGAGCUUCCGAAUCACUAGCAAAUGCGACGUGUACAGUUUCGGAGUGGUGCUGCUGGAGUUGAUUACAGCGAAGCUGCCAAUAGUGGAUGAGAAGGACGUUGUCAUGGGAUCCCGCACCAGCAAGCGAUUCGUUACCCUUGUGCAGUGGGCCCUUCCGAAGAUCAAGGAGGGGAAAUAUAAUGACAUGGUGGACCCGCGCAUGGGAGCGUACCCCGCCCUUCCGAAGAUCAAGGAGGGGAAGUACAACGACAUGGUGGACCCGCGCCUGGGAGCGUACCCCGGGGACCUCAUGGAGAUCUUCUGUGGCAUUGCCGCACAGUGCGUGACUCCGCAGCGCAAGAACCGACCCGACAUCGACGUGGUGUCUGCUUGGAUGGACGAGCUCAUUCAGAAGGAUGCUGCCUCGCGAGAGCCGCUCUCUCGGUUCAUGCGAGCGGUGCCAGAAGAGGAGGAAGUGGAGGAGGAUGAGGAAGCGGGGGAGGUGGGUGAGGUGGUGAAGGGAGGGAAAGAGGUGGUGGUGGUGAUGACAGAGGAAGCUGGUGAUGGGGAGAAGGUCGGGGAAAGGAGCAAAGAGAGGCCCAAGGAUGGCCCUCUUCCUGGUGGUGGGACUGAGGUUGCUGCUUCUUCGGCUGAUUCGGUUAGUGCCCAAACAGAUACCGGUAUUGGCAUCAGCGCAGGUGCUGCCGCUGUCAGUGCUGAGGUUUGCAUCGGAGUCGAUGGAAAUGUGGCACCGGCUCAAAAAGAGGACGACCGUGUGGGUGUAGAGGUUUAUGCUGGACUUGGGACUUAG
Closterium sp. NIES-65 is the source of this 2022-nucleotide messenger RNA. The record is from the annotation of a GenBank genome assembly. NCBI's taxonomy places the organism in Eukaryota, Viridiplantae, Streptophyta, Zygnematophyceae, Desmidiales, Closteriaceae.